Messenger RNA from Liolophura sinensis, 834 nucleotides. Its product is annotated as diaminopimelate epimerase-like. Gene Ontology annotation, molecular function: diaminopimelate epimerase activity. The record is from RefSeq and is a predicted model, not a curated record. NCBI's taxonomy places the organism in Eukaryota, Metazoa, Mollusca, Polyplacophora, Chitonida, Chitonidae. The coding region runs from base 1 to 834 and encodes 277 amino acids. Gene Ontology annotation, cellular component: cytosol. The transcript has a single exon.
AUGGAAUUUUCAAAGUACAACGCUUUGGGAAACAACUUUAUAUUUAUGGACAACAGAGACAGGCGGAUAGACGUCUCUCAAGAAACUUUUGUCGUCAGAUUGUGCGAGCCUAGAACUGGGAUUGGUGCGGACGGGUUGGUCGAGAUCCGUUCUUGUGAGAAUGCCCAGCACCGUUACUGUGUUUUUGAGUUUGUGUACCACUGUAGCGAUGGACGGGUAGGUGGGUUAUGCGGGAACGGUGGGCGUUGUGCUGUGAAGUUUGCAAUUCAGCUUGGCCUGGCUUCGGCAGACGAGGAUGUUACGUUCUGUGCAUGCGACGGAGAACACGUUGGCCGUGUGGACAGUCAGUCUGGCCUGGUGCAUCUUAAGAUGAAAGACAUAGACCGGGGGAUUGAUAGAGUGGUAAACAAUAAUUAUCAGAUUUUUACCGGCACCUUAACCUUCGUUGCAUACUUUGACGACCUUGAGAGCGUUGACGUUCAGCAGGAUGGCGAUGAACUUCGGAAAAUAUAUGACACCGGACACAAAGAGGGAUUUGUCAAAGCUUACGUCCAAACUUGCCCCGAAAAAACGAGUGAGAUUUCCAUGCGAAGUUACGAGUGCGGCGUCAACGGCGAGACGCUGGCGUGUGGAACUGGCGCCACUGGCGCUGCGCUUGUUACGGUAAGUCGACGGUCAGCGUUCACUGAACCGACGUCAGUGAAAGUUAAUGUCAAAGUUCGUCUUGGGACACUAACGGUGACGGCUUUGCGCGUGGGUGAGAGGAAAUUCUCAGAUGUGUAUCUAAUUGGUCCUGCAUGUCACGUGUUCGAAGGAGUGUUGCGUGAUCUCUAA